Messenger RNA from Blepharisma stoltei, 1505 nucleotides. The record is from the annotation of a GenBank genome assembly. NCBI's taxonomy places the organism in Eukaryota, Ciliophora, Heterotrichea, Heterotrichida, Blepharismidae.
AUGGCAUUAGUUUCAUUUAUAGAUAUAAGAUUUGGGGAUCCUGUUUUAUGUCUUUCCAUGAGUGAACAAGGGAUUGCUUAUGGCUCAGCAUUUGGGAGAAUAUUAUAUCAUAAUUUUUGGACAGGUCAAGAAAUUGUUAUUGCUGAGUUUAGUGAAGAAUGCAUAAGAGGAAUUCACGUUGCAAGGGAUAAUAUCAUAUAUUCUGCAGUUGGAGAUUUAUAUAAUUUAGUGACUUUGAUGUCUAGUAAUCAAUGUACUGCAAGAUUAGCUGUUUCUAAUGAUAAUGAUCACUCAGUUCAUAUUUGUCAUGACACGCAGGUUCUUAUGAGAGAAGAUGUAGUUUGUCUUAUUACGAUUCCUAAAGAAUCGUUGUCAUUUAUCAAUAAAAAUACUAUUCAUAUCACGCAAAUUUCAUCAGAAACUAAACGGCAUUUUGAAAUUUCUACGCUGCCACCUUUUAGUUCUCCUAUAGAUUUUGAUGGGAACCGCGUACUUUUUUUAUCAUUUAACUCUAACCAAACUCGGACACUAAAUAUUAUCGAAUUUAAAAAUGAGAAAGCAAAGCUCAGCGAGAUCACAAAGUUCAAAAAUUCAUUUGGCCAUAUUUCUCAUAUGAAAUUAGUUAAUGAUUUGAUUAUUUUGGUGCAAGAAAAUAGACAUAUAAAAAUUUUGGAUAUAUCUACAGGCAAAAUAAGGCAUGAUAUAGGGUCUUGUAAAGCUGAUAUUGCAGCUCUUAAUUAUUUGUAUAUAAAAGAAACACAAGAUGAAUUUCAUAGUGGGCCAUCAUAUGACCAAAUUAAUAUAGAGAGAGAGUUAUUUAUUGCAUCACAAUAUUAAAAAUGUCAGUUAGUGAUAGGUCCUAGCACCUGCUCACAGGAUGGACCUAAAAUCACGAGUUCAGUGAGAGAAGUCCAACUUCUUGAGAGCUUCGGCUUGAAGUGAAGAGGUCAUUGUUGUGUCUGGCUUGACUAGAGGAGUCCUAACUUAACUUUAGCGGUUUGAUGGUUAGGCCGGUUCACCUACCGUUUUUCAGAGCUGUUAAAUUAGCUGAACCUCAACAAGGGGACUUAACGCAAAAAUAUUUGCGAGAGUAAUUCAAUAAACUUAAACUUAAAAAUUUAUUGCAUUAGGUCUUUAUUUCAGGACCAUGCUUGUAAAGUUCCGUCUUCUUCAUAAAAAGAAGAAGAAUGGGAAACAGUACUUUCCGAAUCUUCCAUUAAAAUAAAAGUAAAAUUAAUAUAGAAGAAAAUUUGGUUUUUAGCAAACUUGUAAUAGUUACAGUGGAUGUGGAAGGGAGUAUUUGUAUAUGGGAUAAUGAAGGAUUAAUUGAAAGAAAUUAUAUUAGAGAUAUAGAUGAGCUUACUGAUGAGUAUAAAAAUUUUGCGUAUUUUUCGAUGGGAUAUCCUUAUGUUGUUCAUGUUAGAAGCCCUCAUAUCGCUUUUUCAACAGAUAUAGGGAUUUUUGUUAUAAAAUCAGCUUAUUUUGAUAGAUCAAAAGCAGAUUAA